AUGUCAACUCUUCCGAAGAAUGUCCACGUUUCAAACCACCCUUGCCUGAGGGCCAAGUUGAGCCAGCUUCGGUCAAAAAGCACACCUUCCAAGGACGUCAAGGCAUUAGUCCACGAAAUCUCCCUUAUCGUGGGCUGCGAAGCACUAGCAUCAGCCAUCACCACAUCUCCCGGCCCAAAGGACCAAACCCCCCUGGGCUUCGAGUAUGAGACCACAACGACCCAGCCCCAGGCCCUGUCCAUAGUGCCCAUCCUGCGCUCGGGGCUGGGCAUGGUCGACGCCGUGCAGACGCUCCUCCCGGGCCCGGUCGCCGUGCACCACCUGGGCCUGUACCGCGAGCCCUCGACCCUCGAGCCCGUCGAGUACUACAACAACCUGCCCGAGCACAUCACCGGCGGCAGCGGGGAGACCCCCUCCAGCCUCGCCAUCAUCGUCGACCCCGUCAUCGCCACCGGCGGCACCUGCGCCGCCGCCAUCCAGACCCUGCGCGAGUGGGGCGCCCAGAGGAUCAUCGUCCUCAGCGUCCUGGGCGCGCAGCCCGGCCUCGCGAGGGCCGCGGGCGAGUGGCCCGAGGGCGUCGAGAUCUACGUCGCUGGCCUGGACGAGGAGCUGACUUCCGGAGGGAUGUUGAAGCCUGGGCUGGGUGAUGUGGGCGACCGCUUGUUUUUGACCAUUGGCAAGUAG
This is a messenger RNA of Diaporthe citri, 684 nucleotides long. RefSeq lists its product as uncharacterized. NCBI's taxonomy places the organism in Eukaryota, Fungi, Ascomycota, Sordariomycetes, Diaporthales, Diaporthaceae. The record is from RefSeq and is a predicted model, not a curated record. The transcript is spliced from 2 exons. Bases 1 to 684 code for a protein of 227 amino acids.